This is a messenger RNA of Arctia plantaginis, 855 nucleotides long. Lineage: Eukaryota; Metazoa; Arthropoda; Insecta; Lepidoptera; Erebidae. The record is from the annotation of a GenBank genome assembly.
AUGGUUGUGAUGCCAUCGGAAGCACGGACGCUUGAUCAUAAGAUCAGACAUGAAAGGCGGCAGCAAGAUGCGUUAGCAUUAACCAAAGAGACGAGAAUGAAGGCGACCCAGGUAGAACACAGGAGGCGCCAACAUAGGAAGCAAACUUUCAUUCUGACGCAAACAACCAAAGACUCGCCCGGGACAAUGAGACAACAGAAAAAUCUUGCGGAUCGCUUCAAGAACGCGUCGAGAAAAAUUAUUAAGAAACUAAAAAAUACUAGACGAUUCUUCAAUGAGGAGCGACGUGUGCUCAAUGAAACAAGGGAGUACAGAGACGGGAUGCCCAGUUGGCUGCCUGCGAUCAAUUUUGUAGAUAUACACUUCUACACAUAUAGAAAACGAGGAGCGACUAUUUCGGAACGCAAAUUCUCGUAUCUGAUGCCGAAGCUGUACAAAUCCCUUGUGGAGUACCAGGAAAUCUUCAAACUGCUUCUCAACAUUGAAGUUGACUUUGCCGAUGACCCUUUCUCCAGCUACAACAAAACCCGACAUGAGUUAAUAGGGAAGACUCUUCAAAGAUUAUACAGUACUGUAGCUGAAAUUAAGGAGAACAUGAUCGCUGUAAACGUCCCAGUACCACAAGUAAACAAGAGUAGGAAUCUCCAAGCGUUGGAGCAAAAAGUGGAUGCGCCACAAUGCCUCAAGAACGACUACAUCGCCUUCAGGGCAUACGGUAAUCUUCUUAACAACUGGUAUUCAGAAUUCAGAUGUCCUCGAGGCAAGAAGGUCAUCACCAGUAACAUGCGAUGCGCCAGCUACGAGGCCAAGCUGAAAGAGAAAAAAGAAAAAAGAAAUAAAAAUACAGAAAGAUAG